UAGGCCUGCCGUGGGUGGCUGUCCAAAACAAUGUACGAGAACUCGGGGCGGAGCGGAGACUGACGGGCGACAGUCGGCAACUGGCGCAUCAGCGGGAACUAGUGGCCGCAGCAUCCCUCCCUCGGCGCCUUCUUCGUCCUCUCCGCACCCAGGCAGCCGCAGGGGAACGAGCCACGCCUUUGAACAUAGCAGUGAGCAGUAACAGGCCAUGCGUGUGUGGCCUGCGGCGGCGGUGAUGGUGGUGAUGCUUGCAGUGGGGGCAGGCGGAGCGGGCGGCGUAGUUAGCCCGGCCACGCCCCGCCCUCCCCCGCUGGCACAAGGACUCACCGACACGCCCACGCCCACCUCCACCUCCACCACCCACUCCACGGCGGCACCCACACCCACGUCCGAGGAGCCGCCACCCACUCAAGCCAAGACCUCUGCUAAUGAGACGCCAGCUCAAGACCCGCUCACCAACAAGGACACGCCCACCCCGCCCGUCUCCACGCCCAGCCUCACCCACAUCCCACAACAACAACAACAAGAGCACCAGCAAUCCCCGGCCCGCCCACCACCCACAUCACCCACCACCACCACCACCACUACCUCCACCACUACCACUACACCGAUCCCGCCAACCACCACCACCACUACCAGCACCACCACCACCACCAAGCCAAGCACAACCACCACCACUGCUACCCCAACCACCACCGCCUCCAUUACCACCAGAGCGACCCAUAGCACGCCUCCCGCCCCCCCUGUGCCCAAGCUUCCUCCUAUUUACGAGAUGACGGUGGAGGUGAAGGAUCUGCACGUGCUGGAGGAGUUCACGGUGCUGGAGCGGGAGAACGAUGGCUGGGCGUCCCACAAGCUCACCUCCGAGAACCUCAACGUGUCAUGCAUCUUCUCCCCCCUGAAGGCCGAGGGAUACCUGCUGGAAGGCGUGAGGUGUGCCCGGGCCAGCGGAUUGCCCCAGCGAUGCUUCUGUACCCGACGCUGGUGUCGUCCCUACGUCGCCGUGGGCACCCUCCUGAACCACCUGCGCACCAGUAACCCCACCUACACUGAGCACGAGAUCGCGGGUGUGGGCGGAGUCAACGUGGUCGUGUGGCGCGCAACCAGGGGCGACAUGACGCUGGAGGCUGUCUACACCCGCACCGUGAAGGACCUGGCGCCCGUGUCCUUCACCCUCAAGGGAUCGGGCCGAGUGUUCAUGAUGCCCAACGGUCCGCUCUCGCUCCGCUACCAGGUCAGGUCAUGGGCCGCCAGCACGGUGCCCACGACGGAGCUGGUGUCCACUCCGCCCGGGGUUGUGUGUCCCGUGCAGCAGAGGAAGUUCCUGCCCAAGCUUGCCAACCAGUUCUCCCUCACCAUGGAGACUGUGAUCCAGAACCUGGGCACCAUCGCCUACGAGUCUCAGCACUACGAGGCGGAGGAGAAGCUGGUGUCCUUCACGUAUCGGCCGCACUUCCACGCGGACGGCAUGUUCCUCCUCAACAUCCCGGGCUUCACCGACCUCGCCGUGGAGACCUACCGCGUCAUCCACGACUUCAAGACAGGCAUCCAGUACAUGAUCAACGAGAAGACAACCAACUGCAGCAUCCAGGGCAUCCCCGUCUCCGCCCUCGACGCCGCCUCCGCCGAGAACCAACACAUCCGCUUGCGCCACGCCUCCGAGCUCAUCUCCAUCGACCCCAACAUGUUCUUCUACAAGGGCACGCGUGUGGUCCGUGGAAUCUUGUGCGACGUGUGGGUGGCUGAGCGGGGCGUGCGGAAGGGGCAGUACUAUACGGUGGAGGUGUUCUUUUCCCACGAGAACUGGACGGUGGAGGUGGAGGUGUUCAACAAGGUGCGACAGGUCCCCAUCGGCAUCUCCUCCUACAUCGCUGACGUGGACAAACCGUACCACUGGACCUCCGUGGUGCAGACGUUCUUCUACGAGUACCGCGACGGACACCCCUCGUGGCGCCACUUCGACAUCUCCCCGUGCCUCAACCGCAUCAACCGCCUCUUCCUCAUCCUGACGCUCGAGGUCUCCUACACCGAGCUGGUCCACUACAACCUCGAGGCCGCCAAGAACUCCAUCAGGCGCGCCGUGGCUGGCAUCGCGGGCGUAUCUCCGCUCAGGGUCACGGACAUGUUUCUGAGCAGCCGCCAGAGUACCGGGGAGGUGGACGUGUGGUUCGUGCUGCUGGAGAAGCCUGACGUCACGGGCCCCAUCAUCACUCCGCGGCCGCAGCUCCUCAUGGCCGACGCCUACAAACUGCUCCACGACAUCACGCAGAACCACAAUGUCUCUGUGAAGCUCGACCUUUCCUCCAAGAAGAAACUGUUCGUGACCAUCAAGUGCGGCUCGCUAACCACCACCACCGAGGCACUGCACCCACAUAUGCGUCACCGGUCCAUGCGCUACCUCAAGGCCGGCUACACCGCGGGGAGCAUGGCCGGCCUCGGGUUCUCCAUGGCUAUCCUGGGGACGUGCGUGGGCAUCUUCGUGGGCUUCCUGCUGUGGAGGCGUCAGACCACCAAGCCCUGUCAUCUGGUGGACUGACGCCGGAGCUACAUUGACCUGGCGGGCCCCAGCAUCCUCACAUGAGACAGCGCAGGUGUGUGGCUCCAGCGUCAAUAGGCAUCCAAUUUACUCACAAAAUACUCCAAGGAUCUCAUCGAUACUGACAAUAAGCUGCACAUAGAAUCCAACUCACAAAUACUUCAUUAACUCAUAAUCGUAAUGACUCGCAAAUAAUUCCAACUCGCAGAUGAGUAUGUCAGAUUUCAUUUUAUGCUUGAAAGGUCUCAUCUAUGCUGACAAUAAUCUGCACAAGUAAUCCAACUCACAAAUAAUUAACCUAAACAUAUAAUGACUCAAAUAAUUUCAUCUCUAACUCGCAGAUACGUCGCUUUCUUUUUAUUAUCAAAGGGUCUCAUCGAUACUGACAAUAAGCUGCACAAGUAAUCCAACUCGUAGAUGAUGAACUCAAAAACUUAGUGACUCGCACAUUAUUUCAUCUCUAACUCGCAAAUAUGUCAACUUUCAUUUUGUAUCGAAAGGUCUCAUCUGCUGACAAUAAGCUGCACAAAUAAUGUAACUCACAGAUAACCAACUCACAAGCGUAAUAAAUGAAUUUACUUGUUAACACUGUAACUCAUAAAUAAUCAUUCUAGCUCAUAAACAAUCUCAUUCACAAACAUUCUAACUCACAACCAUGAAGGUUUCCAACCUCCGUGCUCACGACUAGCAGACCAACUCUCUAAAGUAACUCUAAGACGAGCACCAAAGCUCAGCUUAGUGAAAGCAAAAUGUUUGCCUUACAUUAAUCACUGUGAGAAAAGUAUCCAGGCUGAUCUUAGCAUAAGGUGUGGUGUCUGCGGGGCGGCGCGCGGGCGUGGCCGUGGCGAGGCGAGCGUCUUGGCACGCCUGCUGGAGCACCGGCCGAAGAGGGAAGUAGCAAAACGGCUCGGUGCCCGCCCUGCGCCAGGGCCACGCACGCAACGACGUGCUCCCACGCCCCUCAACACCGUCGCUUCCAACACGGUUGUGCACAGAAACCUCGGACGUUAAACUUUGUACUGCACAACUCUGUACAGAUGAAUGCUCACGCCUGAUUCGGGCCGUUGUGAUUUUUCUUCGUAAUGUCAAUGGAGCUGUCUGAGUGCGCUAACCUUUGACGUGUUAAACAUGUCACUUUUUUUUUUUAAAGGGCGAGUGUGUGUGUGUGUGUGUGUGUGUGUGUGUGUGUGUGUGUGUGUGUGUGUGUGUGUGUGU
Messenger RNA from Eriocheir sinensis (Chinese mitten crab), 3751 nucleotides. RefSeq lists its product as uncharacterized. The record is from RefSeq and is a predicted model, not a curated record. NCBI's taxonomy places the organism in Eukaryota, Metazoa, Arthropoda, Malacostraca, Decapoda, Varunidae. Bases 209 to 2536 code for a protein of 775 amino acids. The transcript is spliced from 13 exons.